Cucumis sativus (cucumber) is the source of this 1233-nucleotide messenger RNA. RefSeq names its product phenylcoumaran benzylic ether reductase Betv6. The transcript is spliced from 5 exons. The record is from RefSeq and is a predicted model, not a curated record. Bases 74 to 1009 code for a protein of 311 amino acids. Gene Ontology annotation, molecular function: oxidoreductase activity. Lineage: Eukaryota; Viridiplantae; Streptophyta; Magnoliopsida; Cucurbitales; Cucurbitaceae.
GUCUUAAGGGGAGGAAGACGAUCCAAGCAAUUUGCGUUUCUUCAGCGAAAGAAGAUAUUUGAAGUUAUUGAAAAUGGCGGAGAAUGGUCAGAAGAGCAAAGUUCUUAUCAUCGGCGGCACUGGAUAUAUCGGAAAGUUUGUCGUGGAAGCGAGCGCUAAGGCCGCGCAUCCUACGUUUGUUCUCGUCAGAGAGAGCACCAUUGCCGAUCCUGUAAAAGCAAAACUCUUGGAGAGUUUUAAGAAUUUAGGCGUUAAAUUCAUCACUGGGGAUCUGUAUGAUCAUGAAGGUUUAGUGAAAGCGAUAAAGCAAGUGGAUGUUGUGAUCUCGACUGUUGGACAAAUGCAGUUGGCAGAUCAGAGCAAGAUCGUUGAUGCGAUUAAAGAGGCCGGCAAUGUCAAGAGAUUUUUCCCAUCGGAGUUUGGAGUGGAUGUGGAUCGACUCCACGCAGUUGAGCCAGCAAAAUCUGCACUGGCCGUAAAGGCUAAUAUCAGAAGGGCCAUUGAGAAGGAAGGAAUACCUUACACUUACGUCGUCUCCAACUGUUUUAAUGGCUACUUCCUCCCCACUCUGAUGCAGCCUGGACUCACCUCUCCUCCCACUCACAAGGUCGUCAUUCCCGGCGACGGACACCCAAAAGCAAUAUUUAACUUGGAGGAAGACAUCGGGACUUAUACCAUUAAAGCAGUGGAUGAUCCAAGAACUGAAAACAAAAUAUUGUAUAUCAAGCCUCCCAACAACACCUAUUCUUUCAACGACCUAGUCGCUCUGUGGGAGAAGAAGAUCGGCAAACCCUUGGAAAAGCUCUAUGUUCCCGAACACCAAAUCCUUAAGGACAUUCAAGAGGCUCCACUUCCUUUGAAUGUGAUAUUGGGUCUCAACCACUCAAUAUUUGUGAAAGGAGAUGAGACCAAUUUUGAAAUUGAAGCAUCUUUUGGUGUGGAGGCUUCAAAACUCUACCCUGAUGUCCAAUACACCACUGUCGAUCAGUAUCUCUCUCGAUUUGUUUGAAUCAAAAUAUAAUAUACAAUUGGAUCGAAGAAUUAAAGUGAAUAAUUUCUUGGUGAUCUGCUGAAUGCUCCCCUUUUUUCUUUUGUGUUUUUGGUCUCUCUGCCUCCCUUGUAGUUGUCAUUCUAUGUAUGCAUAUAUACUAUAUGUAUAAUAUGCUCACCAUUCACCAACAGGUGUUUUCUAUGACUAAUAUAAUAUACAGCUUAUUGAUUUCCUUUUCUUUA